AAUCUCAUAUCAGUACUUGAAAACGCUUACGACCUAGCAGAACCUACUACGAGUCCUCUAGUCCACAUCAUCCGUCACGGACAAUCCCUCCAUAACAUUGAUCGCGGCUACCCCUACCGCGACCCACCCUUGACGAAUGCAGGGCACGAAGCCACUAAGCAAAUAAAGAUCUCGGCCGUCCCAGAUCUCAUCGUCAUCUCGCCCAUGACACGCACCAUCCAGACUGCCAUGAACGCCUUCCCGUCUAUUGGCUCAGCUCCAAAUGGGAUUGAAGUACAGAUCUGGCCCCGACCUGCGAGAAGCCCACGAUGCUAUUUGCAACAAGGGCAUCUCUCGGGCCGAUAUUUCGGUAAAGUUUCCACAUCUGAACUUCUCAGAAUGUCCAGAAGAAUGGAAUCAUCCACCACACACUAUAGAGGCUGUCACUAUACGUGCCGAGAAGGUUCGAGGACGCUUAAAAGAGCUCUCGAAGGUAUACAACAAUAUUGUCCUCAUCACACAUAGAGGGUUCAUUGCAUUCCUUGUUAAGGGAGAUCGAUAUGACGUCUGUGAAACGCGCUCGUAUCGAUUUGCCACAGAUGAGGAGACAGAAGCAGACUCCUUGAGGUUUGGAGUCAAUGUCGACACAAAGGCACAACAGGACUUUGGCCCGACGGAAAGGAGGAUUGACAACUAUGCACCCAAACUUCCCAGGAGGGUGUACGGAGUUUCCAUGCAACAGGAAUUUGUCCAUGAAAAGGAUGGCUGCGAGAAGACGUACCCAGAACUGCUUAGUGACAUUAUACAUACACGCAACCUCGUCCGCGGACAUUUACCAGGAUUCGAUCAACAAGGUCUCCUGCGUGGCCAUCAUGUGUACAUUGCUGUAGUUUCAUGUAGCGUCUACGAGUUUAUGAUUGCUUUCUUCGCAGUCUGUGCGAUCGGUGGUGUCAACGUUAUCUUGCAUGAGUGCGCCGCCUAG
Xylona heveae TC161 is the source of this 961-nucleotide messenger RNA. RefSeq lists its product as hypothetical. The transcript has 3 exons. NCBI's taxonomy places the organism in Eukaryota, Fungi, Ascomycota, Xylonomycetes, Xylonales, Xylonaceae. The coding region runs from base 263 to 961 and encodes 232 amino acids. The record is from RefSeq and is a predicted model, not a curated record.